GAUCAGAUUUUUUUCCCCUUCGUAUUUCGUUAAAAGUAGCCAGGUACAUUUCUAUGCCUUUAAAUUCGUCCCCACCAUGUUCCCCGAUUUCAGCCUAUCAGUACCCAAGCCUAACCCAUGUACCCACCCAUCCCGAUUCGUUUUGGGGAAGAAUCCGAGGCAAACCCUCCCCAUACCCGUCGUGGUACAGGAUUCGGUGUCCGGGAGGAGUAUUCGUGCUUCAUAGGUCUAAAUGUCCAAAGAAGAUUAAGCUCUUUGUUCGAUUAGCUUGUUUCCAUCGGCUCAAACCCCCAAUAAAUUUGUGGCCUAAGGUGUGCUUUUUGCCUUUGGAGUUGACAAGGCAAAGCUUGUUUGUUUCUACAAUGUGAGUUGGCCACUUAUCUAUGGAACUAGUUGUUAAGUAAGAGGGGGGGGGGGACCCAGCCUAAGAGCCCAAUGCUAAAGUAUACUUCCUGUAUUUCUUUUUUCCGUUGCAUCGUAUUGACUUUUCACACUAUUCACAAAUUCUACUUUUGUUCAAUUUUUUAUACACUAGUGUUGUAUGCAUGCGAUGCAUGUGAAAUCAAAUAUAAAGUUAAACUGUGUAUCCAAAUCCUUGUUUUUAUCUAAUAAAGGACAUUAAUGUAGUUGAGAAGCUAUCUUGAAAUUGAUCGAACCGCCGUGUAAUUUGGCCUUGUUUUUUAUUUGAGAGUAUAUUGUAAGUUAAAGUCUUCCCCCUCUGACUUAAAGGUAUAUAUGUAAUUUAGGGUGGAUCCCAUGUCUUCCCCUUUUUCCUUAUAUAUAAGAGCUAAGAAAGAACAGUCGUGUUGGAUCUUGUUGGAUUAGUCUCUUUAUAUGAUUUUAUAAUGGGAGCCGCACUAACCCUUUCUCUGCCACAACUCAAGUGAUGUCGGACCUCUUCUAAUUUUUUUUAACAAUCAAUUUAAUCAAUUUAUAAAUUUUUACCAUUAUCUAUAAUAAAGUCUACCCAAGGUGAUGGGUUGAGAAACUUAAUGGGAUAGAGUAGCAAACCUGCAACAUUUUUGGUGCCUCAAUAUGAAACACCGUUGCUUCACUAUCUUAAAAGAGGCUCUUGCUAAUUGCAAGUGUGGGGUUCAGAUGUAUCUAAUGUUAUCGUUGCGAUAUCGAUGAAGCCAUAACAGAGUGUCUGUUUCCCAUAGCGGUUUUGAUCCUAAAGACAGCUGCCAUCAUCACAAUAUGAUAAAAGGGCACACAUUUUGAUUUAGGCUGUUAUUGUCCAAGCCUCAGCUCUUGGUGUAGACAAUUUCACCCCGCCAUAAAGUGAUUGGUAAUUUGGUACACUAUAUUGCUUUGAUUGAUUCUCUUUGCAGGAAUCCUUAUCCUCCCUUAUUCCCUUUUAUGUAUCUGCUUGAUUCAACUUUUUUUUUUGUGGGAGCUAAUUACCUUAUACGGUUUAUGUCUUAGGGACUAAAUCUUGUCUAAUUCACAUAAAUGACAAAAAAUUGAUAGAAGAACAUAAAAAAAACAAGUUGGAAGACAAUACCUGAUGAAAAAGCAAUAUUAACCCAAGAUAAAUCGUUCUUACUUGCACCCUUUGUUUAACCCUAAUCAAACCCUAACAAUUUUGUUACCAACAAUGCGUGAGAAAGUCGGGAUUCCCCUAACAAUGUGAUGGCAAUCUCCCCUGCUUUUUUUGGAAUGAUUCGCACAAUGUUUUAGGGUCUGAGAUUCGAGAUGAUUGUAGGGAAGAACCGAAGAAGUCAAGAGUGGAUGUUGACGAGGUUUUUUGUGAACUGUCACUUUUUUAGAGGUUUCUAGUGUCAAUACUUACAAAAGGACAAAGAGCAAUUAACCACUAACGUUGAGUUAACAUCGUCAGUCAUUAAGGGUAUUUAUUGACUUUUUUAAACCACAAGGGAACCAGAUACUUUUUCAAAGCACGAGGGUACCUGUUGAAAUUUUUGAAAACUCAGUGUCCCUGUCUCCCUGAUGAAAACAACCAAAUUUUAAAUGAUAACUUUUAACAAGUCAUUUCCAUUUACUCACUUAUAGCUUUUUGCUACACCUCUAGAUUUUGGGUAAAUUCUGUUACUUCAACUUGUUAACUGUCCAGACAGUGGAUUUCAACCAAAUCCAAGAUUGGAAAAGAAAUGCUUAUAUACCCAAACCUACCAUAAGGGAAAAACUGCUGGGUCUUCUUCUGGUUUAAGCUUUGGAGAGACUACUUCUACUUGCAAGGGCGAAGAUUUGAGCUUGUCUUUUGCAGCUCCUCGUGCAAAAACAUGCUUUUGGGGGAGCCUUGGACUUUACUUAACUUCUUUUGGUCAACUCAUGGACAUCCAUUGUAUCCUGUGAAACUGAUGGCUAGUAAUGUGCCGACUGAUGGUACAAACCCCGUGCAGUGUGUGGAGAAAACCUUUCAUCUUACAAGGUGUGACAGAGAAUUAUUAUCAAAGCCUGAGUAUGCGAUUCAGGCUUGGUGCAUGCUUCUCAAUGAUAAGGUUUCUUUUAGGAUGCAGUGGCCACAAUAUGCAGAUUUGCAGGUCAACGGUGUGCCUGUAAGAGCUAUCAGUAGACCUGGCUCACAAUUGCUUGGGGCUAAUGGUCGUGAUGAUGGUCCAAAUAUAUCACAAUGCACCAGAGAUGGAAUUAAUAAGAUCUUUUUAUCAGGAUGUGAUUCCCGCAUUUUCUGUCUCGGCGUGAGAUUGGUAAAGCGACGAACUCUUCAACAGAUUUUAAGCAUGAUUCCCAAAGAAUCAGAUGGUGAGCUCUUUGAAGAUGCCCUUGCUCGUGUGCGUCGUUGCAUUGGAGGUGGUGCAGCUGAGAAUGCCGAUAGUGACAGUGAUUUGGAAGUUGUUGCAGAUUCCAUCACUGUUAACUUGCGCUGUCCAAUGAGUGGUUCUAGGAUGAAGACUGCUGGACGAUUCAGACCCUGUGUGCAUAUGGGAUGUUUUGACCUCGAAACUUUUGUGGAGAUGCAGCAGCGUUCGAGGAAGUGGCAAUGUCCGAUAUGUUUGAAGAACUGUUCCCUGGAGAGUGUAAUUAUCGACCCUUACUUUAACCGCAUCGCAAACAUGAUGCAGUCUUGUGGUGAGGACACAACUGAGGUUGAAGUGAAACCUGACGGUUCUUGGCGUGUUAAGAGUGACAUUGAACACAAGGAUCUUAGGCAAUGGCAUCUGGCAGAUGGAAGCCUUUGUCUUCCUGAUGAAGUAGAAAGUAAACAUAAGGCUGAAGCUUCUAAGCCAAUCAAGCAAGAGGGCACAGGUUUGAAACUUGGAAUCAGAAAGAACAGCAAUGGAAUAUGGGAAGUUAGUAAACAUGGUGAUGCAAAUACUCUUUCUUCAAGUGAUAGAGUGCCAGUCAACUUAGAGAACGGUGGUCCAAAGGCUAUCCCAAUGAGCAGUAGUGCCACUGUUAGUGGUAGAGAUGGUGAAGAUCCGAGUGUUAAUCAAGACGCCAAUGGUCAUUUUGAUUUGUUUGUUAACAAAGGAGUGGAACUUGAUUCUAUAUCUUUGAAUCUUGAUCCUUCGUACGGGCUGACUACUCAGGAUGCUGUAGCAGCCGCAAAGGAUGCAGAAGUUAUUGUGCUUAGUGAUUCAGAUGAAGAAAAUGGUAUGAUGCCACAUGGCAUGAUUCACUGUAAUGGGCUGAUGGAUAAUGGAAUAAGUUAUGCUGUUGACCCACAUGGAAUUACAGGAUCGUAUCAAGAAGACCCUGGUCUCGCAGUUGGUGGAAGUUCGUGCCUUGAUCUUUUCAAUCCAGCAGAUGAUGAAUUUGGGCUGCCGUCGUGGCCAUUGCCUUCCACUACUCAAGGAGCUUUAAGUUUUCAAUUAUUUGGUUCUGAUGGUGAUGGCUCAGAUACUUUAGCUAAUUCUCAUCUUACUGGUGUAAGCUGCCCAACAUCCAUGAAUGGCUAUAUGUUGGCUACAGAGACUGCUAUGAACCCUGCGACUUUGGUGCCAGAUUCUACAGUUGGUCAUAACUGUAAUGACCUAAAUGAUGGUUUAGUUGAUAACCCCUUGGCAUUUGGUGGAGAGGACCCAGCUCUUCAAAUCUUUCUUCCUACAAGGCCUUCUGAUGCUUGUGGGCCUACUGAUGCAAGAAAUCAUCAAGAUAUGGGAAACGGUUUACGUGGGGAAGAUUGGAUCUCUCUUAGGCUAGGGGAUGGUGGUGGGAGGAAUCAUGAGGACUCAGGUGCUCUGAAUGGCUUACAUGGACAACAACCUCAUUCUAGAGAAGGAGCUAUGGAUUCAUUAGCUGAAACAGCUUCUUUUCUUUUGGGAUCAAAUGGCAACAAACAGGAGAAAAUUAGAGAACGACCAGACACCCCUCUGUCAUAUCCUCGAAAUAAACGUUCUGUGAGACGAUUGUACCUUUCUAUUGAUUCUGAUUCUGAGUAAGCGUGUCUCAAUUUUGAUGACCAUAAUGUUCCAGACACAAGGUGGCUUGGCCAAUUAUAUAAUAUUGCCGGUCGUGAAGCUAUCCUGUACAGAGGGACUUGAGAUUCGCUUGUACUGACCAUUUUGGAUGAGCAUUAAGAACAGGAUGCUGAGUAGGACGAAGAUGAGAGUUGGAUCUUCAGAAAGAUCAGCGCCUCUUCAAUGCUGGUAUUGGUGAGCUGGAACAGCUUAUUCCAGUUUCCCAUGUAGCUGGAUGGUACAUAUCAUUGCUAAUUUCCUUCAGUGGGACAGAGUUAGGCAGACACUAGCACAUACAUUUUGAUGAUGAAGCAAAUCCAUCGAGUCUGGUAAAUUGACUAAUGGUGGUAUUUAGAUGUGAAUUAUUGAAAGAUCUAAAGGUUGUGACCUUUGAUCAGUAAGAGAGGGAAGUUCUCUUUUCAGUGUUCAAAUACACUAGCCUCCUGUUUUUGUUGGGGCUUGUAGCCUGUAAAUGUCUCAUGGGGUUUAGUAAUUUAUAGAAAAGGGGCUUCUUCUCUCCUCCCCUCCCUCCCCCCUCGCCCUGAAUCCCACCCAAAAAAAUCAAAAAGUUUUAUUAUUGCAUCAAGCAGAAUACAUAAUUUAAUGGUGACUUGCAACUCAUUCUUUCUCUCGUGUUUGUCCGUUGGAGCUGUGUUUUUACUGGGUGCGUGGCGGAUGUGAUUGCUUUUGGGCACUUAGACCUUCACUCUUGUCUUCAAACAUGGACUAUGGAAGCAAUACAGAAAUUCUUAUGCUUGGUUUUUUGAGGACAGCUUGUGCUGAUUAUAUUAUAUUGUUCCGGCAAUUAGACGGGCUCGAAAAACACAAGUCGGUCUUGGAUAUAGUAGAUAUUGUAACAUUUAUUUCUAGUAGAUAAACGUAAAUAUUCUUGCAAUUUUUUGCCGAUUACA
This is a messenger RNA of Beta vulgaris subsp. vulgaris (sugar beet), 5293 nucleotides long. Its product is annotated as E3 SUMO-protein ligase SIZ1. NCBI's taxonomy places the organism in Eukaryota, Viridiplantae, Streptophyta, Magnoliopsida, Caryophyllales, Amaranthaceae. Gene Ontology annotation, biological process: protein sumoylation. The record is from RefSeq and is a predicted model, not a curated record. The transcript is spliced from 11 exons. Gene Ontology annotation, molecular function: zinc ion binding; SUMO ligase activity. The coding region runs from base 2244 to 4364 and encodes 706 amino acids.